CUGCUCUCUAUAUCUCCUCUAUUUCACUCGAGUCCUUGCACUGCCGAUCUUUUGUAUCGUUAUCGCCGAUGGCUCAUUGUUUCAGGCAUGUAUUCCGUCUGUACUCGUAUCAUAAUAUCGAGUCUGAGAGUAAUGGGCCUCCGAUUGUCCACGUCCUCAGCAAACCCGACAAUUCUAAAAUAUACCCGGCGAUCAUCUCUGUUUUGGCUCAUUUGUGGCGCCACUUGAAAAAGAGAGAGAUAAAAUGGCGAUGGCUUCUCCGACGAAACUCUUCGCCGGCGACUUUGCUUCAUCUCUCAGCUUCUCCCGCUCGAACCCCAAGCUUUUCCCUUCUUCUUCUUCAAGCCGCGUCUACUUCGCCGCUCCGAAAACCCGGCGGUUCCAAGUGUUCGCUUUCGCCGUGAAGCGGAGCCCUAAGCGCCUCAAAUACUCCGGUCCUCGCUUCACCAAGGAGGAUGAGUUGGUCUAUGUUGAGGUUGAUUCAUCAGGAACUGACAGCUGGAAAUUGGAGCCGGUUGUUGAUCUUCUGAAGCAAGGAGCGGUUGGUGUCAUUCCCACUGACACUGUGUAUGCUAUAGUUUGUGAUCCCAGAAACCACUCGGCCAUCGACCGUCUUUGCAGAAUCAAGAAAAUCGAGUCUACAAAGCCCCUCACCAUCUUGUGUCACUCGUUCCACGACAUUGAUCGGUUUACGACAGGCUUCCCUCGUGGCGAUUCCAAAGGUCAUGCAAAUAUCUUCCGAGCUGUUAAGCAGUGCUUACCUGGGCCUUAUACCUUUAUCCUCACUGCGACCAAAGAACUACCUAAGCAGUGUAUAAGGUUUGGGACGACAACUGCCAAAUUCAAAUCCAGGAAAGAUGUGGGUGUUCGUAUGCCUGCUGAUGCCAUCUGUCAAGCAAUACUGGAGAAGAUGGAUUCACCAUUGCUUUCCACAAGUUGCAAGUGCCCAAAGGAAAAUGAGUGGAUUUUGGAUCCAGUUGUUAUAGCUGAUACAUACGGACCAGAGGGCCUUGAUUUUGUCAUCGACGGUGGGUUAAGAGUGGCUGAUCCAUCAACUGUGGUUGACAUGACUGUUUUUCCUCCCAAAAUCAUACGUCAAGGAAAGGGUCCUCAAUUACACUGGAUGGUAGCCGAAGGUGACUAUGAAGAUGACAAUGAAUCCGCUGAGUCAGUAGGAAGCUCAUAUCCUCGAUCACUUGGAAGAUAAUCAUUGCGGCUAAAUCCUGUGGCCAACUAAGAUUAGGAGAUAUCGGAGUUCUUCGCACCAGGGUUGCACCUUUUGAUUCUCCUUGGGGAUGAUCCGUAUGAUCUGUAAAAUUGUGUAAAUAAGUGAUGCAGGAAUACUUAACAGUCUAAUCCCACGGAGGAGCUAACAUUUUCCGUUUUAACUUUUUGAUCAGGCUAACAGUGCAAGGCUGCAAGCCACUUGUCAAGCACUAGCCUUUAUGAGAUUUGUAAGUAGGUCGUCUUUCUCCCACAAAUUAUUCAGCUGAUCUUUGAAGUUCGAUUAAUUAGAUCAUGGACCCUAUUUCAAUGAAUGUUAUUUUUAUACAACAUAG
Molecule: messenger RNA, 1559 nt
Organism: Argentina anserina (silverweed cinquefoil)
Lineage: Eukaryota; Viridiplantae; Streptophyta; Magnoliopsida; Rosales; Rosaceae
Exons: 10
Coding region: 245-1207 (320 amino acids)
Molecular function (GO): double-stranded RNA binding
Source: RefSeq, a predicted model, not a curated record